Rotaria sp. Silwood1 is the source of this 1152-nucleotide messenger RNA. The record is from the annotation of a GenBank genome assembly. NCBI's taxonomy places the organism in Eukaryota, Metazoa, Rotifera, Eurotatoria, Philodinida, Philodinidae.
AUGUUGGCCACAAAUGUAAGACUUGAAAAUCUUCAUCCACUCAUUUAUACUUCACUCACAUUUAUUCAACAAGCAAAAAUUCUACAUAAAGAGAAUUCAAAUAUUUCCGAAAAAUUACAAUCAUUCGAAAGUUUUAUUUGUGAUAAUAUUAAUAUUAAUCGAUUUCCACCUUCAUCAACAACACAAACAAACGAUUCAUUUGAUAUUUAUAGAAAAAAUACUCUUGAAAAGUAUUGUGGCAUAGUACCUACUCCAAGAAGUGAUUGGAAAAAUGCUAAAACAUAUACUGAAAAAGAUAUUGCAUUUGUUAUAUUUACAGCUGCAUCAUUCUUUCAUACAAGAGCAACAGCUACUCGUGAUACAUGGCUUUCACGUAUUACAAAUUACUAUUUUCUUAGUGCAACUCCUUAUCCAUAUUUACCCGUAACUGUUGUACCCGGUGCUGGUGAAGAUAAAUUAUCAAAUAUGAAAAAACUUUUUUAUGGUCUUCAAAUAAUUUAUCAACAACAAAUGAAACUUUCUUUGACGAAUCGUCAAAAAUGGUUCUAUAUAGCUGGUUGUGAUACAUUUAUUCUUCCUCAUCAUUUACUUAAACGUCUUGAUGGUCUCGAUUAUACCAAACCUAUCUUAUUGGGUGGCCAUUCAGGACAUCAUCCAUGUCUAGGAGAAAUAAAUCCAAAAAUUACAGUUGAAUUUCCAUCAGGUGGUGCUGGAUUUUUCUUUAGUAUGAAAUUACUUGAAAUAAUGCAACCAAAUUUAACAAAUUUUGUUGAUAAUGUUUGGCCAAGUACAUCUGAAAUAUCAGAUGUUGCACUUACUUGUCUUGCAGCUCAAUUAGGUGUUCGAAUAACAAGACAAGUAGGAUUUUGGGCAUUUCCACCUGAAGCUACACUACGUGGAGAUGGACGUCUACAGUUUCAUAAAGAAGCCGAACCAAAUAAUUAUCAUUAUGUGAGUCCAGAUGAAAUGUAUGCAUUAGAUGAAUUUUAUGUUAAUCAACAUAUGGAUCGAUUGAUCAAGGAUCGAAAUUGGAAUGAAUUAGUUAAGUUUACAAGACGAUUUGUUUCUAGUCAUUAUGAAUUAUUAAGAAAAAAGAGACGUGAAUGUACAUUACCCAAAGUUGGCAAUGAAACGAAAUUAAGUGCAAAUUAA